Molecule: messenger RNA, 1271 nt
Organism: Megachile rotundata (alfalfa leafcutting bee)
Lineage: Eukaryota; Metazoa; Arthropoda; Insecta; Hymenoptera; Megachilidae
Gene: MED27
Product: mediator complex subunit 27
Biological process (GO): regulation of transcription by RNA polymerase II
Cellular component (GO): mediator complex
Molecular function (GO): transcription coactivator activity
Source: RefSeq, a predicted model, not a curated record
UGCGUUGGUAAUUUAAUUCCAAUAGUUUCCACUUUUUACCAGUAGAUGACUAGAUGUAGUCAGUUUCACCGGUAUGUAGGUUGUGUUCAGAUAUUUACGUAUAAGUUUGGUAACAAAAGUAAAAUUAUUGUUUAUAAAUUUUUCCUCAAUUUGAUCCAUACCAGAAAAGUUGAAAACUUCAUUUAAAGAACACAAUUUAGUAUUGUAUUGCAAGAGAUUGUUUUAUAGGUUAAACAUUGAUAGUGAUUCUGUGUACAUAUAUAAAAGAAUGUGUGGGGUUAUUGUGUUUUGAUAUAUCAUACCCUGUGAAAUAUUUAUUACAAUUUUAUAAACCAUAGUAAUGGAACAAUUACAAAUUGCAUUAACUGCAAUUAAAGUUCUGCGUUCAAGUGUUGGUCAGGUUUUUGAUUCUUUAGGAAAUGGAUUAAGAGCUGAUCAUGGAGAGGAGAAUAAAGAGAAUAAGUACCUCCUUGAACUACAAGAGCUUUUAACAACUGUCAAUGUCAAUUUAAGAGAUGUGGAACAAGCCGUAAGCAGUUUAAAUCCGCCACCAGGGCCAUUUAAUUUAGCUAGUACAACAUAUCUUAGUCAGGAGACUACGCAAGAAAGACAAGCUUUAUAUGGUACAUUAGUUAAUAGUUACAAAUGGACUGACAAAGUACACGAAUACAGUAAUGUUGCUCAAUCUUUACUUAGUCAAAACUCCUUGAAACGGUCUUAUAAUACUCCCAGCAGAGCUAAAAGAGGGAGAAUACAAACAAGCAAUCAUAAUGUUCCUCAACAGCAAGUUGACUCCUUGAUAGCUACUUUUGAUAGACUAUUUAACGAUAUGACAGUUUCUGUAUCUCGACCAUUUGCAUCAAAUGCAAUAUUACAUGUUACAUUGGGACAUGUUCUAAAAGGAGUAAUAGCAUUUAAGGGUUUGAUGAUUGAAUGGGUGGUGGUCAAAGGUUAUGGUGAAACUAUGGACCUAUGGACAGAAUCAAGACACAAAGUUUUUAGAAAAGUAACAGAAAAUGCACAUGCUGCAAUGUUACAUUUCUAUUCACCAGCAUUGCCUGAAUUAGCAGUUCGAUCAUUUAUGACCUGGUUUCAUAGUUUGAAUAAUUUAUUUAGUGAUCCUUGCAAACGUUGUGGUCUACACUUACAUAGUGCUUUACCUCCAACGUGGAGAGAUUUUCGUACACUAGAACCUUACCAUCAAGAAUGUAAACCAUAAUUUCCUAGAUAGUGAAAAUAAAAUUGUAUAUAAUAAAUUUUUCUAUAUAAAA